Molecule: messenger RNA, 2524 nt
Organism: Leptopilina heterotoma
Lineage: Eukaryota; Metazoa; Arthropoda; Insecta; Hymenoptera; Figitidae
Gene: atms
Product: RNA polymerase II-associated factor 1 homolog
Exons: 8
Coding region: 130-2079 (649 amino acids)
Biological process (GO): transcription elongation by RNA polymerase II
Cellular component (GO): Cdc73/Paf1 complex
Molecular function (GO): RNA polymerase II complex binding; chromatin binding
Source: RefSeq, a predicted model, not a curated record
ACUUUAUGCUUUUGAUUUCUACCUGUUUCGCCUGUCGAAUUUGUAUAAAUUUUUUUUAAUCUAUUACAAUGUCCCUUUCCAUAAAAUCGUGAGUGCAAUGAAUUUUAAUAAGUCGUAAACAUUAAAAUAAUGGCUCCAACUAUUCAAGUGAACGGUACAGUUGCAGAACGGGAAAAAAGAUCAGUGCGACAGGAGGACAGAAGAUCGGAGUUACUAUGUAGAAUUAAAUUCUGCAAUACCCUUCCGGACAUUCCGUUUGAUUUGAAAUUCAUAACAUAUCCUUUUGAAUCAACCAGAUUCAUUGACUAUAAUCCAACUUCCUUGGAGAGAAAUCACAAAUACGAUGUUCUGACGGAACAUGAUCUCGGCGUUGAGGUCGACUUGAUAAACAAAGACGUUUAUGCCAUCGAUUUGAAUGUUUCUUUGGAUCCUGCGGAUGAGAAACUUCUUGAGGAAGAUAUCUUGACUCCACAGGAUUCGAAACGUUCCAGACAUCAUGCUCGUAGCGUCUCUUGGCUUCGACGUACUGAAUACAUUUCCACCGAACAGACACGUUUCCAACCUGGAAAUGUCGAGAAAGUCGAAGCCAAAGUUGGUUUCAGUAUUAAGAAAAACUUCAAGGAGGAGACACUUUAUAUGGACAGAGAUGGUCAAAUAAAGGCCAUCGAGAAAACUUUCGAGGACAAUAAGAGACCGAUCGAGAGACAUUACAGUAAAUCUAAUGUCGUGCCAAUCGAAAUCUUACCCGUCUAUCCUGAUUUUAAGUUGUGGAAAUAUCCUUGUGCUCAAGUUAUUUUCGAUUCUGAUCCCGCGCCUAUUGGUCGAUCGGUUCCUGCUCAAAUUGAAGAAAUGUCCCAGGCAAUGAUUCGGGGUGUGAUGGACGAGAGUGGAGAGCAAUUUGUCGCCUACUUCUUGCCACAAGAAGACACUUUGGAUAAACGUAAGCGAGAUCAAAUGGCCGACAUCGAAUAUGCAGAGGAUGAGGAAUAUGAUUAUAAAAUGGCUCGCGAGUACAAUUGGAACGUUAAGAGUAAAUCGUCCAAAGGUUACGAGGAGAAUUACUUUCUUGUCAUGCGCGAAGAUGGGGUGUAUUAUAACGAAUUGGAAACCCGAGUACGACUCAAUAAGCGUAGACAGAAAGCUGGACAACAACCGAACAAUACAAGAUUGGUUGUUCGUCAUCGUGUUCUAAAUGCGACUGAAUUCCGAAUGCAACGUUAUCGGGAGAAACAACUCGAACCACCGAAUGAUGAAGACGAUGAGGAGGAGGAGGAAGAGGAGGAGGAAGAAACUCAACUUAUUCCUGACAGAACCGAAGAUAAAGCUGGUUCUGAUAAUGAAGAGGGAUCGAGGGCUUCUUCUCGUGCUUCGUCUCGAGCUUCACGAACAUCACGUGCUUCGCGUACUUCUCGUGCUUCACGUACUUCUCGUGCUUCUUCUCAAGCUUCGAGUAGAAAAUCAGGUUCACGUUCCAGGUCCGGAUCACCAGCGAAAUCGAGGUCCCGAUCGCGUUCACCAUCUAAGGCUCGCUCACAACGUUCUGUCUCUAGAUCUCAACGUUCUGUCUCUCGAUCUCAACGUUCUGUGUCAAGAUCUCAACGCUCUGCCUCCAGAUCUCAACGCUCCGUUUCUAGAUCCCAACGUUCUGUGUCACGAUCCCAACGUUCUGCUUCUAGAUCCCAGCGAUCGGUGUCUCGCUCCCAGUCCAGGUCCUCAUCAAAAGCCCGCUCGACUUCAAGAUCUCGAUCACGAUCCGCAUCCAAGUCCCGAUCAGUAACUCCACAAUCGAGAGCCUCUUCCAAAUCUAGAUCCCCCUCGAGGUCCCGUUCUCGCUCAGGAUCUAAAUCUCCUUCUAAAUCUCGAUCAGCUUCUCCGGCAAAGUCUCGAUCAGCGUCUCCGGCAAAAUCGAGAUCUCAAACACCAGCCAAGUCGAGAUCGCGAAGUCCCGCUAAAUCCAGAUCACAAUCAAAAUCACCGUCUAGGUCGAGAUCGGGUUCGAAAUCACCAUCGAAAUCCGGUAGUGGAAGCGGCAGUGGCAGUGGAAGUGAAAGCAGCGAAAGUGGUUCUGAAGCCGAGUAAACAAAAAAAAGCAGGAAAAAGAAAUGGAAUUUUGUAAAUUUAUAAAUUUUACCCCCAUGGUUCGAUUCAUUUACUGGAAUGUGCAUGUAAGUAUUGUGAAUUAUUCGACGUUAAUAAUUCUACUGAUCAAUUCUAUUUUAGUAAUUUUUCUUCUGCGUAUUGAAAAAAAAUUGACUCGAAUGAAAGAUAUUCUUUCAUUUUAAUUUUGUGAUGAAUUUUUUAGUAAAUGUACUCUGAGGUACUUUAAAUAUUUUCCUUAUUUUUAAAUAGCUUUCUCGUUUUUUGGUUUUGAAAAUUUUAACUCAAGAAGUUGAGAAGAUCAAAAUUUAAUUCAAAAUUUACUGAUCAGGAAGUGGAAGCAUUCUUUUAUACACUAAAGUUAGAAAAUUUAGGAUAUGUCUGUACGAGGGAUUAAUUUUAAUAAAAUAGAUCUAUUAUACAAUAA